AUGGACCAGUCACCCUCAAUAGCAGCAUGGACUCCUACAACUACUGCCACAUCAACUUCGUUGAAAAGUGUAGCCACUUCAGCGCACUCAGCACUUGAGCUGAGCUUGUCAAAAGCCCUUCAUUCACUAACGGGCCACACAACAACAAUGGAAAGAAACGACUAUAUACAUGCCUCAAGAGCAGCUCGUGGUGCGCAGGCCUCUUUGUCGAUCAUUUCUGGCGAAAACAUACUAGCGACCGCAACAGCAGAAAGUAUCAAAGCACAAGCAACAGAGAUGAUUUGGAAUCUGACGCAAAAUUUAGAGGACUUAGCGUGGGAGGAAAACAUGUAUGGUAUACGUCGUUUGACACGUCCGGGAAACAUAUUCUUUUUAGCUGCAUUUUCGAUAACAUUCCUAUGGUAUACCCUAAUAUUUAUAAAAUCGAGAUACUGGUGGUUCAACAUUGCAUUCUUUUGUGGAGCGUUAUUGGAGUUUUUGGGGUUCCUUGGUAGGGUUUUGUCUUUCAAUGACAUGAGCUCUUUCCUGUACUAUGUAAUGCAAAUGGUGACAUUGACUAUUGCACCUGCAUUUACCAUGGGUGGAAUAUAUUUCUUAUUGGGUCAAUUGGUUAUUAUUCACGGUCGUCAGUUUUCAUUUUUGAAGCCGUUAUGGUAUGCUUACAUAUUCAUUGCUUGUGAUAUUUUGUCAUUAUUUAUCCAAGCUGCAGGAGGUGGGGUUGCUAGUGCCGCUACCCUGGGUAACACCAGUCCCGACCCAGGCACCAACACUAUGAUUGCUGGUAUUGCAUUUCAGGCUUUUGCAAUGUCUAUUUAUGUUUCACUAUGGUUCGUGUUUAUAUGGAAAAUAUAUUUUCCUAAAAAGGACACUCAUGCACGCUAUGCUAUAGAAAAGGACAAUCAACAACAAAUGCUAAAGCCAGGAUUGAAAAAUUUCCUCAAACUAUUCUUCAAUACAAAAGCCUCUGCUGAGUACAAAAGAACUGUGUUGGAACCCUUUUACAAUCCAAAAUACAGUGAUAUUAGACAAAGACCGUUAUACAAUUACUUCCCCUUGGCAGUCACAUGUGCCAUAAUUGCAAUUUUCAUUCGUUGCAUUUACAGAGUUGUCGAAUUGGCGCAAGGUUUUAGAGGAUACUUGAUUACACACGAGGUGUACAUUAUGUGCUUGGAUGCUGCUAUGUUGGUCAUUGCGUUGUAUGUGUUUAUCCCUUUCCACCCAUAUAUCGUAUUUGGAUCAAGUAAUAUCAUUAGAUUAGGUGAUAUCAAGGGGAAUGCUGAUGAAAAGUUGGAAGAAGAUGAGACAGGAUUGACCAAAAUGGAUAACAAUACUUCAAAAAGCGAGAGUAUUGAGCCAGUAUUGAUGGACAGUAUUGAAAAAUGA
Messenger RNA from Lodderomyces parapsilosis, 1383 nucleotides. Its product is annotated as RTA1 domain-containing protein. Lineage: Eukaryota; Fungi; Ascomycota; Pichiomycetes; Serinales; Debaryomycetaceae. The transcript has a single exon. Bases 1 to 1383 code for a protein of 460 amino acids. The record is from RefSeq and is a predicted model, not a curated record. Gene Ontology annotation, cellular component: plasma membrane; fungal-type vacuole.